AUGAUCACCCAGGCCGCCGUCAGGGCCGGCUUCGGCGCCGGCGUCCUCGAGGACGACCCGGGCACCAAGAACGUCAAGCUGUACCUCGUGCUGACCGUGGGCAACGCCGCCGUCGCCGCCGGGGGCCAGGGCGACAUCACCGGCGUGGUGGCGGGCCCCGACGACGUGGAUAUCCUCGACGCGAGGCGCGGGGUCAGGACGGCCGGCGGCGCAGGGCCCUUGAAGAAGGGCAGCAGGGCGUGGAUCGUCAAGAAGAAGGAGCAGCUGGAGCGCAAGGGCAAGGUUGUCAAGGCUUCCUCCAAGUACACUGGUCGCAAGCGCCGUCCGGCCUUUUAG
Molecule: messenger RNA, 336 nt
Organism: Metarhizium robertsii ARSEF 23
Lineage: Eukaryota; Fungi; Ascomycota; Sordariomycetes; Hypocreales; Clavicipitaceae
Product: methyltransferase
Exons: 1
Coding region: 1-336 (111 amino acids)
Biological process (GO): rRNA (guanine-N7)-methylation
Cellular component (GO): nucleolus
Molecular function (GO): rRNA (guanine) methyltransferase activity
Source: RefSeq, a predicted model, not a curated record